Messenger RNA from Puntigrus tetrazona (Sumatra barb), 951 nucleotides. RefSeq names its product olfactory receptor 52N2-like. Gene Ontology annotation, molecular function: olfactory receptor activity; G protein-coupled receptor activity. Gene Ontology annotation, cellular component: membrane. Gene Ontology annotation, biological process: G protein-coupled receptor signaling pathway. The record is from RefSeq and is a predicted model, not a curated record. NCBI's taxonomy places the organism in Eukaryota, Metazoa, Chordata, Actinopteri, Cypriniformes, Cyprinidae.
AUGAAUGUACUUCCUGCGCAAAAUAUCUCAUUCAAAGACUUCAAAUUAAUUGGUUUCUACAGUCUAGGAGAAUGGAGGCCGCUUUUAUUUCUGCCUUUCUUUCUGAUGUUUUUAUUGGCUAUCACAGCUAAUUCUGUUCUCAUCUAUUUAAUCAAAUCUCAAAAGUCCCUGCAUUCUCCUAUGUAUGUACUAAUAGGUGUUAUGGCUGUGCUGGACUUGAUAAUGCCCAUGUUUUUUGUACCUAACAUGCUUCUUAGUCUCUUAUUCAAUUUGAGUGGGAUAUCUCUAACAGGUUGUUUGAUGCAAAUGUUUGGUCUUCAUUUUAUUGGAACAUUCCAAUCCACUUUGCUUUUCUGGAUGGCACUUGAUCGUUACUUUGCGAUAUGCAGACCCUACUAUCAUAAAUGCAUGGAAAUCCCUAACUUUCUAAAGUUUGUUGUUGGGCCAGUAAUCAGAAAUGGACUUCUGAUUGUCAUCAUGGUCUCUCUGGCUGGAAGACUGUCAUUUUGUUUAACGAAUGUUAUUGAUCACUCUUUUUGUGAACACAUGGCACUGGUUCAGUUAGCAUGCGGUGACAUAUCAAUUAAUAACAUUGUAGGACUUUUGGCUGCUUUCCUUAUAACAACAACUGAUUUUAUUCUCAUUACCAUUUCUUAUGUUGUGAUUUUUUCCUCUGUGUUUAGAUCUGGUAAGGCUCAUUUAAAGGCCAUCAAUACCUGCAUUACUCACAUAAUUAUUAUGACACUUACUUUGAUUUCUGCUUUGAUUGCGUUUUUGUCAUACAGAAUAAGAAAUAACAUUUCUUCUAGUAACCGUAUAUUUAUAAGUAUCUUAUACUUACUUUUUCCAAGUUGUCUUCACCCACUAAUAUAUGGAUGGAGAACAAAAGAAAUACGACAUACAUUUCUAAAGUUUAUAAACAGUGCAAAGGUCUUUCCUAUUAAACAGUGA